Molecule: messenger RNA, 1584 nt
Organism: Rodentolepis nana
Lineage: Eukaryota; Metazoa; Platyhelminthes; Cestoda; Cyclophyllidea; Hymenolepididae
Source: the annotation of a GenBank genome assembly
AUGGAGUAUACUGAUUUGAACAGCCCAUUACAUUUUAUGAACGCUUGUAAACAGUGCGUAGUUGCAAUAGAUGAUGGUGUGGAAUCAUUUAUUAAUCACCUGACUGAUGAACAUGCCAUUCCAACUGAAUGGCCAAGUGAUAGAGCUUCACGGCUGACAGGAGAUGAAGCUAAAAAGCCCUAUACAACAAUUGCUGCAACUCGUAAAAAGCGUCGAAAAUUAACCACUCCUAGACCUUUGAAUAGCUUCAUGGCAAGUAUAUUCGCUCAGCAUAUUCGCCGAAACGUCCUCGCAAUUUUCGAAACGGCAUCUAGUUCGAAUAUUAGUCGCCUUUUGGGUCAGGCAUGGAGUAAAAUUCCAAGAGAGAUUCGUGCUGCUUAUGAUGAGGAGGCUUCACGUUUGUCAAAAAUUCAUAAUAAGGAAUUUCCCACUUACAAGUACCAACCUAGACAACGUCAUGCCCAAUGCUGCAAUGGUACAGCAGUUUCACCUCGUGUUGAUAUGGAUAUAGACGAAGACUACGACAAUGAUUUAUCACUUCCAACUCAAGUUCCUCCUCACACUUCCUCAAUGUCUGCAAAUCCUGUCCUCUCUUCUUCCGCGCGCUUAUCUAUUUCCAUACCUAAUUCUGGUCAGUUGUCUUCUUCAACUGUGGAACCGCGCCUUCCAUCUCCGCUAAAAUUAAAGCCCGAACCCCCAAGCCCGUCUUCGACUAAUUCUUCUUCACCCUUUCUUUCAUCUUCUAACUCUUCUAAUUUCAAGUUAAAGUUAUCCAUUCCCGAUAUUCGUCCUCCUCGAUUAGCUAAACAACCAUCAAAGUUUCUCAAAAUUGCUCCGGCUAAGAUAUCGCCUAAACUACCUGCUGCCGGUGCUGAUGCUCAGAAUAGUCGAUCAUCUCCAUGUCUAUCAACUUCAUCGCCUCCCUCUCGUACACCAUCUCCUGCUCAACAGCUCACGCCUAACCAUGAGAAUACCGUUCCCCCUACUGUUUCUUCCUCCAGCAUUGUUCAAAACACUGAGGUAACUUCUGCCCAGCAAAGAACAGCCGAAACUCUAGCAACCCUUCAUAAACUUUUAAAUCAGGCGACUGCUCAACAACAGCAGAAUCAGCAGCAAGCACAGUUACAAAAUCAACUUCAACAGCACCUUCAGCAGCAAUUUGAAACUGGAGGUAGGGAACAAAAUGUGUCGGCGUCGGCAUCGUCUAAACCUUGUAUCCUCCUCACGCCACUUCAAUCUGAAAUUGGGCAGCAGGCCAUUAUCUCCUGUACUCAAUCAGCAACUGUCCCGACCCUUCUAACCUGUGGGAAUACCAUCUACGUCGCUCUAACAGUCAUGCAUGCACCUGUAGUUCAAAACCCCAUUCUUAUUCGAAGCCAGGACAAUCAGGCUGUAGAGGUGUCGACUUCCCCACAACGUCAGCUUGUGGCUAAUCAGACGCCUCUUUUUGGUUCGGACUUGAUGGGUUUAUUGCGUGCAAUGGAUGCUACUCAGGCGCAAUCGAAUACAGAAUGCAGAUUAACUGAGUUAUUGCAAGCUGCUCUAACAGCAGCAGCAUUACCCACAGCUACAACAAGUCAAUGA